Messenger RNA from Penicillium daleae, 843 nucleotides. RefSeq lists its product as uncharacterized. The coding region runs from base 1 to 843 and encodes 280 amino acids. The record is from RefSeq and is a predicted model, not a curated record. The transcript has 2 exons. Lineage: Eukaryota; Fungi; Ascomycota; Eurotiomycetes; Eurotiales; Aspergillaceae.
AUGGCGCCCACUCGCCGGGCACGUCCACGCGCUGCGCAGCGUGCUGCUCAGCGAGCUCGCAGCGCACCCCGGCAGGCUCGGAGCGCAAGUCAAAUUCUCCAAGAACCCCUUCCUCCCCUCGAAAAGGGCCCGCAUACGACCACAAGCUCGGCGAUACAUGACACCAUUUUUGUCGGCAAGCUUGGCGUGUGGAGUGGCUUCGAGGCCUCCGUACGCCAGGCUGUCGACCAUCGACAAUGGGCGAACGUGCUCGUCCCCCAUGUGCAGACUUCAGAGUAUGUACAUGUGGGUGACGAGCAUGGUGUCCAAGGGCGUUUUGAAGAGAGGGUUGGGCAAGUGCUCAGCCAUAUCUCCAAUCACCAACCUCCUUCCUUUGAGUUUGGCGAUUCGAAAUGUGUUGCGACCACUGCUCUAUCUAAGACGCCUGAUUUUAUCGUAAUGAACGGAGCUGGUAAUUCGAUCAUAGUUGGCGAGAUCAAGACUCCCUGGGUACCCGCUCAUGAUAUUAGGAGAGCGGUCCAUAGCUGGCAAAUGGGACUUAGUGACAAUCACUUGCGCAAUAUGCUAGGUCAAGUUGCGAAGUACAUGGAUCUGCUGAGUUUGAAGUACGGGGUACUCACCACUUACGACCAAGUCUUGUUUCUUCGACAAGCUGUGGUUGGCGGGGAAUGGACGCUGCAAAUUUCCCCUGUGAAGUGCCAUGACGACACUUCUAACACUGCCACUGUAACUGUUAGGGAGUGCUUCUGGCAUGUAGGACAAAUAGCUUUACAAGGUGCGGGGUUCAAUCGCACCAUAGGGGCUAGUUUCCAGGGUCAGAUUAUGCCCUGGAAAAUUAAUUGA